UCCUUUCUCACUCUGCUCUUUUUUCUCUCUCCCCCUCACCAAACUGCAAACUCGAAGAUCCCCUCCUUUUCUCUUUCUCUUUCUCUUUCUCUCUCUAGAAGUUGAUAAAGUAAUAAUCAGCGGAUGUCGGGAGGAUAAUCAUCAAAUUUUGCCCUGAUUUUCACUGGGUUUUUGUUGGUUACUUUUUCUGGCUGUUUGUUGCGUGUUUUGGGAGAUGAACAACGAACGGCCGCCUGAGCCUCUGGAUUUCUUCAUCUGGACUGUUGAGGAUGUUGGUUUGUGGUUAGAAGAAAUAAAUCUUGGUAGCUACCGUCAAAUUUUUAAGGAAAAUGGUGUUAAUGGUGAGUACUUGGAGGGAAUGUCCAUGUUCACAACCGAGCAGAUACUCAGGUUCAUUAGGCGCUGCCACAUGAAAUGGGGGGACUUCAUCACACUUUGCAAGGAAUUGAGGCGAAUAAAAGUGGCUUGCUUGAAAGGGGAGCAAAAGGUCCGUAGGCCAUGGUGGGCCCCUUCCUGCUUGUCCGUAGUGUUUGUCAAGGCUGCUAAACGCAACAGACAGUGUCGUGUUGUGUCACUGAAGCUUGAACCAUGAUAGUAGACGGUACAUCCUGUACGUAUAUUUUACACAUUUUGCUUAGUGAAAAAAGGAUGAAGAGCAAGGAAAGCAUGACCAUGUUGUCUUCAAGUUGGGCGUAGUGUUGAGAAGCACACUUUCCAGGAAGUUCUCUAUAAAUGUAAGUGAUUUGUAGAUGUACCAUUUGUAUGUAUCUAAAGAAAAAGGAUGAUGUGGUUGCAAGGCUUUUUGAUUAAGCAAUGUAAACUUUAUCUGACGAAGAAACCCAUACAUACUACCCCUAGCCAUGCUUUGGCGUUUGCAUUC
Molecule: messenger RNA, 880 nt
Organism: Spinacia oleracea (spinach)
Lineage: Eukaryota; Viridiplantae; Streptophyta; Magnoliopsida; Caryophyllales; Amaranthaceae
Exons: 4
Coding region: 215-592 (125 amino acids)
Molecular function (GO): protein binding
Source: RefSeq, a predicted model, not a curated record